Molecule: messenger RNA, 3209 nt
Organism: Dipodomys spectabilis (banner-tailed kangaroo rat)
Lineage: Eukaryota; Metazoa; Chordata; Mammalia; Rodentia; Heteromyidae
Gene: Zswim9
Product: zinc finger SWIM-type containing 9
Exons: 5
Coding region: 100-2595 (831 amino acids)
Molecular function (GO): zinc ion binding
Source: RefSeq, a predicted model, not a curated record
GUGCAGCCCGACGGGGGUGGCGGGGGCACGCUCUGGAGUGCCGAACCCCAUCUGACGGGCGCCCCGGGACCGCGCCUAGAGCGGAGACGCACCGGGAGGAUGCGAGCUCCGACCGGGAGGAGGGGGCCGCGACUCGACCCGGCCCCGGGGAGGCGAACGACCCGCGCCCCGACGCGGGAAGCACCCCUGGAGAUGAGCGCUUCUCCGGAAGCGGGCGCCAGCGAUGAUUCUGGAGAACCCCAAGGGUCGCAGAUGUGGGAGGAGCCGCCGCUUCCUGGAGAGGAGGAGCCACAGGACUCCAGGUUGGAGUUGUCGGAGCCCCCACAAGGCACAGUGGUGGGUAAAGAAGAACAAGAGCUGCUGGACAAAGCCUUCUUCUCCUGGGCAGAGUUCAGCUGCUUUUUCGACCAAUGGUGCCAGCAGCGGCUGGUGGUCUUUUCUGUGAAGAGCUCCACACAUGUGGCACGCAGCCCCUGGGCCAGCACACCCCCACUCUACCGGCUCAUCCACGUGCUCAAGUACAGCUACGUGCUGCUGGUGUGCAAAGAUGCGCGUUCGCCUGACCAGUCCUCAGCGUGGCCCUCCCAGCCCAGCUGCCCGGCCUUUAUCAUCGUCAAGCUGAGCCCGCUGCGGGACCGCCUGGUGGUGUCGGAAUGUCAGCUCACGCAUUCCCACCCCCCCUGCCCACACGAGUUUGCCUGCCACUUCCGCCCCGGGCACCUGCUUGGCAACGCCUGCCUGCCUGUGAGAGUCACCAACCAGAUCUCCAAGCAGUUCGUGGCCCCAGCCGAUGUGCGCCGCCUGCUGUCCCACUGCAAGGGUCCUGACCACGGGGUCCUGGAUGCCUUGCACGUGCUCGAGGGGCUCUUCCGCACCGACCCUGAGGCCAAGGUGAAGCUGGUGUUCGUGGAGGACCAGGCGGCCGUGGAGACCGUGUUUUUCUUGACGUCGCGCACGCGUGCGCUUCUGCGCCGCUUCCCACGCCUGCUGCUGGUGGACCGGCUGCCGGGGCUGCAGGGAGCGCUGGACCUGGUGUCCGUGCUGUGCGUGGACAGCGCGGGGCGCGCGCGGCAGGCGGCCUGCUGUGUGGCCCGGCCCGGCACGCCCAGCCUGCUGCGCUUCGCGCUGGCGUCACUGCUGCAGAGCGCGCCCGACAUCAAGGGCCGCGUGCGCUGCCUGAUCGCGGGGCCUGAGGUGGCCGGGCAGCUGCGCGCCGUGCGCCAGCUCCUGCCCUGCGCCCGCGUGCAGAUCUGCCGCGCACAGGGCCUGGAGACGCUCUUCAGCAAGGCGCAGGAGCUGGGCGGCGCCAGCCGCGAGGACCCGGGGCUCUGGCCGCUGCUCUGCCGCCUGGCGGGGGCCUCGUCCUACGCCGCCUACAGCGAGGCACUGGCCGAGCUGCGCGCGCAGGCGCCGCCCGCCUUCGUGCGCUACUUCGAGCACAACUGGGCGCCGCGGCACGACCUGUGGGUGCACUUCCGCGCCUACGAGGCGGCGCGCGACCUCGACUCAUUCGCGCUGGUGCACGGCCACCGCCGCCGCCUGCUGCGCCGCCUCAGCCCCCCGCACGGCGUGGCCCAGUGCCUGCGCGACCUGGUGGCCAUGCAGUGGGCCGACGCAGCCCGCGAGGCGGCCGAUGACGCCGCGCCCGAGGCGGCCGAGCCACCCGGGCCGCCGGGCCCCGAGUCCGGCCCCAGCCGCCGGCUGCGCGGGGACGCUGACAAGGGGAAGGGGCCGCUGGCCAGAGACUGGAAGGGGGCGCGGCUGGAGAACCAGGUGAGGGGCACCCGCAGGGAGGGGGGGCCCGAGGUGAGGGACUGGCGGGGUCCCCGGCCGGAGCCCCGCGCGGGACCCGAGCUCAAAGCCGCCCUGGGCGAACGGGGCAGCCGGGAAGGGAGUCCGGGGAGCGGCGUCCACGUGAAGGAGGAGCCCGGUGAGCCGAGGCCCGGGGGCGUGGAGGGCAGGAAGCGGCCAGGGCUUCGGAGCGCAGAGGAGCCCGGAGGGAGGCCGGCCGGGGGGAGGCCGGGGCCAAAGAGGAGGCGAGGCCUGGAGGACAUCGUCGUGGUGCGGUUGGGAGACACGAAGGCAAGCGACAUGGCGAACGGAGAUGGGGGGCCGGUGGGGUGCGGGGAUCUGGCAAGGGCCGAGCCGGCCGAGGAGGACAGCGGCGGUGUGGACGCGGACCCCGGGCCCGCGGGGCACGAGCAUCAGAUCGGCGGCAGCGGCGGCAGUGGCGAGGCCGGCCAGGAACCAAAGAGGCCCGGCGAGUCCCUGGAAGAGGAGGCCAUGGACUGGGAGCCGCUGGCCCGGUUCCGAGCCGCCUGCGGGCCCGAGCUGGCCGACCUGGUGGCCGAGGAGCUGGCGUUCGCCCGGCAGCACGGCGCGCAGAGCUUCCACUGGACCGGCGCCGGCUUCGCCCUCAAGGACGGCAGCUCCGACUUCGUGCUGGACCGCGCGCUGACGCACUGCAGCUGCACCAUCUACGCCGCUCGCCGCCUGCCCUGCCGCCACCUCUUCGCCGCCCGCCUGCUCACCGGCGCACCCUUGUUCCACGCCGACCUGCUCAGGGAUUGCUGGGGGAAGGCCCCGGCGCUCUGACCCCCCCACCCCCUCUCGGCCCCGCGCCGCGGAGGGAGGGUGUCCGCCCAUCCCAAAGAAAACGGCCGGACCCCAGUUCUCAGCCAGCCACCUCCUCUGGAUCCAAGGCCACAAGAGCAGACAGUGGUCGGUGGCCCCCUUUUCCCCCCCAGAGCACAUGGUCCCCACGAUCCCCAGCCGAGGGAAGUGCGAUGGUCCGGAUGCCUCCAAGGACUUCCUGGGGCCAAAGAGAAAGGGGCGACAUGGUGCUGGAGGAAGGCAGGCAGGGAAGAGGCAGAGCCGGGAUGGGGGUCACUGGGCUGUGCAGCGCGGCGGGGUGAACAGGCUGUCUAGCCAGGAAGAGGAAGAAGGACGAGUACUGGAGACGAAAGGGGAGGAGAGCAAUGGCGACAGGAAUCAGGAGCUGACACUUGAGGGGAAAUGCAGAGGGGAGGAGAAUUUUGAAAAGGAGUCGGACUGGGGAGGAAUGAGCAGUGAUUUGAGAUUUUGCCUCCUUUUUCUCCCCCCGGCGGAGGGAGAGGACACUGGCGGUUUGUUUGAAGCAGAGACUUCUGGGGAAGGGAAUUCUUUGAACUACUGUGCUUUGCGAUUGGAAUAAAUCAGUAUUAUUUUGG